This is a messenger RNA of Bradysia coprophila, 3732 nucleotides long. RefSeq lists its product as uncharacterized. Gene Ontology annotation, molecular function: protein binding; DNA binding. NCBI's taxonomy places the organism in Eukaryota, Metazoa, Arthropoda, Insecta, Diptera, Sciaridae. The record is from RefSeq and is a predicted model, not a curated record.
CACCUGUUAAAAAUAAUAUCUGAGAGGCUUGAAGGUUUCAGAAACGCCAAUUAAUUUUCGGAUUUUAAAAAGUGUUUGUUCAAAUCAAAUAUUAUCGAAGAAACCAGUGCCGGGCAUAUAUUCCGUUGUCAACAUUACACGUUGGCAAAGACCAUUGAUUGUUCUUAGAUUGCAUGACAGCGAGACAAUGAAAUUGCAGAAAAAUUGUUGUUAAUUCGGAGCACACACUUAACCUUAGCUUCAGUUUUUGUGGUUAAUCAGUUCACUCUUAUUGUGGAAAAAGAAAAAGAUUUUUGAGUUGUCUUUCAAACUGUGUAAUCCAAUUUGGAAAGUGUAGCCAUGGAACGAUCGGCGAAUUCGCGUUUUUCCACCAGAAGUUCACCGCGAAGUGCUCAUAAAUUCGAAGAAUCAGAUAGUGAAAAAAUGGAUGUUUGUGAUGGAAGCUCAAGCUUCAAUGGCAACACAACGUCGUCGGACAUUAACAAAACAAUACCGAAUGAUUCGGUAAUUUUAGUGCAUAGUGACGAUGAAGACUUUGCUGGAUUUGGUGAUUGUAAGAAUGAACAACAGUCAUUCAAGCCGCCAAAAAUUAAAGAAGAACCAACGUCCGACACAGAAGCUGCAGACCUUGGUGGAUUCAACGUUAAAUUGGAAGUGAAAACCGAAGUGAUCGACGAACCACAUCAAAACAAUUCAAGACAGGCAAUUCCACUUACGCCCGCCGCUCAGCAGAAACGAGUGCCGUGCGACAUAAACGAUGACAGAUUCAAGAUUCCAUUUAAGUUCGGCUGGAAACGGGAACUGGUCUAUCGAUCGCAAAUGGCAGACACUCGUACCAAAUCGGACAAAGCCGAAGUCUAUUACAUCACACCGGAAGGAAAGAAAUUACGUACAAAGAGUGAAAUUCAAUCGUGUUUAACAGACGGAUUGGAUUUGAAUAUGUUUACAUUCGCUAAAGAUCCGUUGGGCGUCGGUCAGGACUGUGAAAUUGUGCGCAGCGCUAAAUCGUACACACAACAGACUCAACGAAAGGUGCCCGUGCAAAAUUUCUUAGAUUUGGGAGAAGCAGAUCCUAGUCUGGGAUUCGGAAAACGAGUUCCGAAACCGAAAAUGCCCAAAGGUGCCAGUCCACCGCCCAGCAACCGGAAUGCCGCUCCAGCUGGAUCAAAUGCACGAAAGGCCAGUGAACCGCCAGCCGAUGUCGACAGUAAAAACGUGAAGACACCGAAAUCGUCGUCAAAAUUGAAAGGUGAACCUUGCAGCAUCCAAUGUGUUUUGGCAAUGGGUACAAUCCCAACGCUGCAAUGCAAGAAAUGUUUAUGCUUAUUCCAUCCGGAAUGCAUCGGACUACACAACUAUUCGUUGACGAUCAAUCAGUACAUUUGUGAGAAUUGCAUCUACGAAUCGAAACCCGAAACCACAUCAACUAUCGAUUCAACCCGCUAUUCCGACAAAAUCCAUUCGGACUCAAUCGCCCAGCCACUGAAACGGCCACUGCCAUCAUCCCAACCGAACGCGAAUUCCAUGGACAAAAUGAUGAAAAAACCGUCGGCCAAUCUGCAUUCCGAAUCGGCGAUGAAUCGAUCGAUUGACAGUAAAGAGAAUAAGAGUGUCAUCGACGGUCUGACCACUUGGGUACCACCAACGGCUAAUUUGAUAUCGAAUCGAUCCCAGCUGGACAUCAGCGUAACGCCGCCACAAUCGAUAGCCAUAAUAGCUGGCCGGAAGUACAUAAUGGUGCCGAAGACGAAUUUGAUGAGUGUGUCGCCGAAUGGCAAUGUUAAAAUUGGUGAUAACAAUGGGAUUCCAUUGGACUAUGUGGCUGAUGGAGAGAGAUCCAAUCAAAAUUCGUCGAAUGCAGCCCUAACAACCGGUGAAGAUGGUUCACCGCCUGCGAAAAAACGUAUGCUAUCCCGAAGCUCGUCCAAGGCCCAGACGCCGGUCAGUUCGCCAACACAUUCACCCGGUGCACAAUCGUCGGGCGGAGUCAAUUUUGGUAGCGAUGCCAGCAAAAUCAAACGGAAUAAUAUCAAUUCGGUUGAACCGUUGUCACAUACACUUCUUGCAUCUAAUUUUAUGAGCAACGCCGCCAUUGGCUAUAAAGUUUUACUGGACACCUUUCAGUAUCUCAAAGUUCAGGAACUGUUACGCGCAUCGUGUGUUUGCCGCUUAUGGAAUCAAGCAGCAUCGAACAGUAAGCUCUGGAGAACGGUACGCAUGAAAAACUCCCAGGUGAACGACUGGUCUGGAUUAGCGAACACACUGCAACGGAAUCAGACAAAACAUUUGGACCUUCGGAAAAUGCUGAUCGCUAGUGACACCGAACAGACGUGGCAGCAAUUUGCCAGUAAUAUCGGCAAAGUGGCUAACCUGGAAACCAUUGAUCUGUGUCGAUGUUCGGCCACCGUUGUUGUUGGUCUGUUCGAAUCGAAUCCCAGUUUGCGUGUUCUGAACGCCGUCGCAAUCAAAACCGACAGUUUGGAUCUGGACAAUUUGAGCCGAUUGAGUGAAUUGAGGGAAUUGCGUUUAAGGUCGCUGAACACAAUGACACUAAGUAAUGUUAAAUCACUGGAAGGUCUCGCACAACUAACUCAUUUAUCGUUAACGUCCGCAACCCUAUCAGAGACUGACAGCUUAAACGCUAUCGGUAAAUUGGUGAAUUUAGAGUCGUUAGAAUUGGGUGAAUGUCCAAAGCUAAGCGGAUCGUUUGCCGAAUCGUUGAAAUGUUUGCGGAAAUUGGAGAAACUGAGAUUGGAAAAGGGAACGGAUCACUGUUGUACCUUCGAUAUACUCGACGCACUGGCAACAUUACCGAAACUGACCCAACUGGAACUUGUAAACUUCGACAUCAAACCACACUUUGACGAUCACUUAAGCAAAUGCCGUACAAUCAAACGGCUGUUAAUUAUUCCCACAUACAUCUCACAGUCGGCCACCACCAACAAUGUAAUAUUGAGUGGCAUUUUGUGUUUGAAAGAGCAUCUGGAACAGUUGACAUGGGUGGUAACAUUGGAAUUGUUACGCGUCACCGAACUGUACGUGGAUCAGUGUGACGUAUCGCCAAGAGAUCGACGACAGGCUGAAGAUAAAAUUCCCGUACUGAAACCCGUUCCCGGUUUGUCCGAGGAAGAUCAGCAAAAUGAAUCGAAUUCCGAUGUUCCGCAAGUGGAGAUUUUGUCGUUGAGCAAAGUGGAGAAUAUUCUGUCGCAACAUUUACCGACACUUCGGUAUUCCAUAUUGAAGGUGCCGUAUUCGGCUACGUGGCGGCAAACUAUGUCGGAAAUGUAGUGGUUGGAGGACAUUUGAAAGAGGUGGAACGAGAAUGUUGUUGUAUAAUUUGUUUAGAUUUUUCAUUCGGAUGGGAUGAGUGCACGACCCAAUUGUUUUUUUUUGGCUUUGUUAAUGAAAAAGACAUAAAAAGCAACAAACUGAAAUGCAAAAGAGAAUUCCGUGUGUCACCAAUGUGACUAUAAGCUACUGUUCUGUUCGGGUGAAUCCAGUUGUUGUUUCGUUCAUUUAUACGGUUCAUCGCGUGGCUUGAACGGGGAACAAAUUUUUUUUUUAUGAACUCGGAAUCAGAUGUUAAUUGGGAACACGCAUCGCACUGUAAAUGUAAAACUUUUUUUAUGAAUUUAAAUUAAAAUUUACAUUAUUUUGUCAACGUAGAGCCAGUUCACAAUUACAUCGUAAAUUAAUUGAAAAAAUAAUAAACUUGUAAUUCCAACGAAAACA